Messenger RNA from Argiope bruennichi, 1082 nucleotides. Its product is annotated as C-factor-like. Lineage: Eukaryota; Metazoa; Arthropoda; Arachnida; Araneae; Araneidae. The record is from RefSeq and is a predicted model, not a curated record. Bases 100 to 846 code for a protein of 248 amino acids. The transcript has 5 exons.
GCCGACCUUGAGGGAAUUGGUUCUUGUUUUGAUUUUAGUUUGAAUUCAAUACUUUACGCAUACUUAUAUUUGUUAUUUAAUAAAGACAUUCGUUAAAAAAUGCGUAUCCCACAUGUUCUGAUAACUGGUGCUAAUCGUGGAAUCGGCCUUGAGUUUGUAAAACAAUUUCUCAAUCUCCCUUCUCCUCCUAAUCUUAUAUUUGCUACUUGCCGAAAUCCUGACAAAGCUGACGAUCUUCAGAAUUUAGCAAAAUCUCAUGAUAAUGUCAAGAUAUUGCAACUAGACGUUAAAGAUGAGAAGAGCUUCCCUAAAUUUCGUCAGCAACUUGAACAAGAAAUUUCAGAAACGGGUUUAAAUUUGUUAAUAAAUAAUGCUGGUAUAGCCAUUUGGAAGGAUUUAGAUAAUGUGACAAAGGAAGAUAUGAUGGAAAAUUUUGAAGUCAAUACAGUUAGCCCACUUCUUUUAACUAAAGAGCUACUGCCUUUGUUGAAAACAGCUGCUUCAAAAAUUGGUGGUGAUAGUUUAUCAUGUGCUCGUGCAGCUGUCAUUAACAUUACCUCUAAAAUGGGCUCAAUCGAUGAUAAUACUAGUGGUGGCUUUUAUCCUUACAGAACUAGCAAGACUGCUUUAAAUAUGGUUACAAAAUCAUUAUCUGUAGACUUAAAGCCACAUGGAAUUUUAGCUUUUGUUCUCCACCCUGGUUGGGUUCAAACUGAUAUGGGAGGUAAAAAUGCUUUGAUUACAACAACUACGAGUGUUAGUGGCAUGCUAAAUACUAUUCAACAAGCAAAUGAAAAACACUGUGGUAUUAUGUUUAAUUAUGAUGGAAAACCAAUUCCUUGGUGAGAGCUUUUAUUACAUUUUAUCAAUUAUAUUAGCUACAAUGUAUCCAAUCACUACCCAGAUUAAUUUUGUUUUGAUUGCUAUCCAUCAAUGGCAAUUGCUCUAGAUGUUCCUUUAAUUUAAUUUGUUAAGAUUUGCUCAAUUUUUUUUUCUUGUAAUUAUAAUUCUUGUUGUUUGAUAAAAUGUCAAAUAUUUGCUACUUGUUAUUCUAAUUUUUCAAUAAAAGCAUUCUGUAAUUA